AUGAUGUUGGCUCAUGGUCAAAAUAUUUCAAUUACAACAUUUACACUUACUGGUUUUCACGAUUUGGGGCAAUGGGGGGGCAUUCUAUCAAUUCCCUAUCUUCUCAUUUUUUUAUUGUCCUGUACUUCAAACCUUAUACUCAUAUACUUAAUAAUAUCUCAGAGAGCUCUUCACACUCCUAUGUGUCUACUCAUUGGUCUUAUGGCAGUUGUGGACCUUUCUAUGCCAAUAUUUUUUAUACCAAAUAUGCUGAUAAAUUUAUUAUUUAAUUGGAAAGGAAUUUCACUUGUGGGCUGUUUGGUGCAAAUGUUUUGCAUUCAUUGUGUUGGUACCUUUCAAUGUACUAUACUUCUUUGGAUAGCUCUGGAUUGUUUUUUUGUUAUAUGUAAACCUCUUUAUUACCACAAAUACAUGGCAAUGACCAACUUUCUAAAAUUCAUAAUAUUUCCAGUUAUCAGAAAUGUCUUUGUAAUUAUUAUAAUGGUUUCUUGGGCUGGAAAAUUGACCUUUUGUACAACGAAUAAAAUAGAUCAUUGUUUUUGUGAACACAUGGCGUUGGUUCAGCUGGCAUGUGGGGAUAUUUCCAUUAACAGUGCUUUAGGACUUUUAGCUGUUUUUUUUACAGUGACUGCUGAUUGUAUUUUCUUUACAAUAUUUUAUAUAGCAAUACUUUAUUCUGUCCUGAAAUCAGGUAAAGCUUGCUUAAAAGCUGUAUAUAACACCUGCAUUACUCAUAUAAUUGUCAUGACAGUUGGUCUGACUUUUGCUUUAAUUGCCUUUUUGUCAUAUAGAAUAAGAAACAAUUUCUCUCCCUCCAGCCGUGUUUUCCUAAAUACAAUGUACUUGAUUUUUUCCAAGCUGUUUUAA
Molecule: messenger RNA, 867 nt
Organism: Clarias gariepinus (North African catfish)
Lineage: Eukaryota; Metazoa; Chordata; Actinopteri; Siluriformes; Clariidae
Product: olfactory receptor 52K1-like
Exons: 1
Coding region: 1-867 (288 amino acids)
Biological process (GO): G protein-coupled receptor signaling pathway
Cellular component (GO): membrane
Molecular function (GO): olfactory receptor activity
Source: RefSeq, a predicted model, not a curated record